CACAACAGACAGACAGAAUAUCAAUGACGUGUAAACAUUCGUUUUAUGUCCGAAAAAAAGAUGAAAAUUAAUCAUUUUGACUGACAAGCCCGUUUAUUUCGCAGAAUGCUUUUCCAUUUUUCCCAUGUAUUUCAGAUAAUACCUAAACAAAGUUACAGUGGUGGACAGCGGACAAAUAUAUUCACCGUCAAGACAGAAUGAGUGGACGUAGCGUGGACAGAGCAGUCUAUGGCUUAGUGCUUGAAGAAAGCUGGAUUAUAUAUCGCAAAGUGAAAUACUUGAAGUGAAAAUACGGACCUGACGGACGCACGGUCACAGGCAUGAUCAUGGGCUCCUGGGAAGAGAAUUUGGGUCAGUCGAAUCGUUCCGUGUUGGGGCUUGAAGGGCCAUCAGACAUAUCCAGUUCCCUCUUCAAUCUCAGCAGCAGUUAUGGGGGCACAGGGGCUUUUCUCUGGCUCUUUCCAUCAGAGAACGUAACAUGGACCACCACAAGGCCGACGAUGCAGCCUGUGGCCCCUCCACGAGUGCGGGACCAGGCCUUGGCCCGAGCUGAGAUUAGCGUGCUGGGACUGGUGCUGGCCCUCACAGCUCUGGGUAACGGGUUUGUGUUGUGGGUACUGCUGCGCAGGAAGAAACAUCAUGCACCCAUGCACCUUUUCAUGAUCAAUCUUUGUGUGGCCGACCUCGUGGUGGCUUUAUUUCAGGUUUUGCCACAGUUGGUGUGGGACAUUACCGAACGCUUUCAGGGCCCCGACGCUCUGUGUCGCUCUGUGAAGUACUUACAGAUUGUCGGGAUGUUUGCGUCCUCCUACAUGAUUGUUGCUAUGACUGUGGAUAGGCACUAUGCCAUCUGCUGCCCCUUGCAGGCAUAUCGGGGAGGCGCGCCCUCUCGCUGGAACACAUCCAUUGUGGUCGCAUGGGGCUUGGCUCUGGUUCUAAGUUUACCACAGGUUUUCAUCUUCUCACGGUCAGAGGUGGCCCCUGGGGUGUUUGAAUGCUGGGGUCAUUUUGCUGAGCCAUGGGGACUUAAAGCAUACGUUACCUGGAUGACUGUUUCUGUAUUCAUAUUACCAGCUUUAAUCAUCACUGUCUGUCAGGUGCGCAUUUUCAGGGAGAUCCAUGACAAUAUCUACCUGAAGUCGGAGCGGUUGGUGACAGCGGAAUUUAAGAAGAGCUCCGUAUUCUUCAGCUUUGCUCAUCGGGAGGGUUGCAGGGGAAGGGUCAGAGAUAGAACCAGACAAAGCAGACACAGCCAUCACAUUGACAGCGGUGUCAGCCAAGCACGAUGCAGCCCAUCUCAUUCCUCUUCCCCUCCAGAAGACCUCCAAAACUUGCACAGUAACUACACUCAGACCCCAGCCUGGAGGAACUCUAUCUGCGAGCCCUGCUUAGGACCACUCCCCUCUUCCGAUAGCCCCUCCCCUUCCAUCACACCCCACCUGCAAGACUCUCCUGCCAACAAUGCCAACCACAUCCCUGAAACCGUCCAUUCUCAAUCGUUGGCUGCCAAUAGCGUGGGCACAAUAUCUAGUGCUAAUUUUUCAUUGGCUGGACAAUUGAACAUGUCUGGGGCUUCUGAGAUGAUGCUUCCGGAUGUGCUUCCAGAUGCUACGGCUAUUCCUCUUCAUGCUGAGUACUCGCAUCCGCCACCUCUACCGGGUGUGACUAAAGCCAUGUCCAAGACGGUCAGGAUGACUCUUGUCAUCGUACUGGUCUACACCAUCUGCUGGUCUCCUUUCUUUAUUGUUCAGUUAUGGGCAGCAUGGGACCCCAACCCACCUGAUCAAGGUGCUGUCUUCACUAUCCUGAUGCUACUGGCCAGUCUGAAUUCCUGCACUAACCCGUGGAUCUACACAGCCUUCUCCAGCAGCGUAUCACGUGAGCUGCUCGGCCUGCUGCGCUGCAACACCACGCUAUCUCCACGCCGAGGUUCCCUGCCGGACGACUCCACCACCACGCACACGUCCACCACCACAAAGGACUCCAACUUCUGACCUCCACCUACUCUGGAACAAAUGCAUACAUGCCGACACUCAGCUGAGGACCAUGAGAGCAACUGACAUGCUGGUUAAAAACACAGCAAACUCAAAAAUCAGAUUCAGGUACCUGCCGAAAACACAAUCUGAACUUCAAGUGCUGCAACGUAAAGAUAGCAGUCAGGUACUUAGACUGAAUUGUGUGGCUUGUAGACACAGUGAUAUUCAUCCACAUUUCACAUGUUAUCAGACUGGAGUGAUGUGUGAAUGCUGAUGAACACCUUGUGAAGCCCAGCUUAUCAAGACUGAGGAAGAGGAAGGAAGCAAAGGAUCCGAGAUUCAUCCCUACAUUCCUUUUAUAUCUCAGCUGAAUGGUCUCAAAGAUUUGGGUCAAGGGAUUAUAUCAGACGUUAUAGCACAAAGGAAAAGUGCAAAAUGCUGUGGCUGGGACAGAAAACAAAAUGCGAUCAAUAAAUGGACGAAAGGUUAUCUUGCUGUACUUCGAACAUUUGCAGAAGACCAGUGGCAAGGUCAUACAUUAUGAGAAGAGGCAGCUUUAGAUGCUGUGAUUUAUGAAACAGUGCGUUCUGUUUUUCUGGUACACAUAGAUAAAUUAUAAAUAGAUGGUGAUUAGUUUAGACUACGGAUUAUUUGAACACAGGAUAUUAAAACAUUAGAAGUGCUGACAGUUUCAAAAGGAAGGUGGUACAACGGGAGUAAAUCUACUGUAUGUUUAACAACCACAUUGCACAGUUGUCAAUGAAUCCCAUCGUCUGUUUUAUUAAACAUGUCACUUUAAACUGAUUUAAUUUUCCAAAGAAUACACUACACUGUAAAAAAUCAACUUAAAACAUAAAUUAAAAAGCUUCAUUUAAUGUUUACAUUAAAUCAAAUAAACUUUAUUAGUUAGUUGAACUUAAUUAUAUUGAACUGGUUUUUUUAAAUCUUGUUGUAUUUUACAACUGCAGUCCGUUCAGUAUAAUUUAAAGGUCCAGUCAGUGAAAUCUAGUGGCAAUGUUGCGAAUUACAACCAUCCGCUCACUCCACCCCUCCCUUUCGAAACACUGCGAUGGCUGAUAGAACAUGGCGAACUACAUGCGAGGGGACCCGCGGUGUAUGUAGCUAAAAUAGCUCAUUCUAAGAUGAUAAAAACAUAACGCUUCACUGUGUAUGCUCUUUAUACAUCUCUCAAGGCAUAGCUAUAUUAUAUUGCAUUUCUGUCUAUAGAUCAUCCCAAAAAUUACACACUGGACCUUUAAGUUUCUUUGAUUUAGCUUUUAAAUUUAAGGCUGCUCAAAUUUGUGAUUCUUUUUCUACUGUGUUGUGUGUGAAUAGAAGCCAAUAACACAUAUGUAUCCUGACAGUCUUGUUUAAACAUCUCUUAGAAAAACCAGAUGAACAGAUUUUUUCUUUUUGUAUGUUUGGGGGAGAAUCAUUUACUACAGAUGAAUUAAAACACGUAUAUAUAAAAUUGUAAAGGAGGCGACAUUCCAAGAGAGACGAUAUUUGUACAUUGUGUAUAUAUCCAUUUCAAAAACAUGAUGAAGAAAUAGUGCUUAAAUAUAUCUCUGUAUACACUUACCAAAUUCACUUCACUCGAAACCACAGGCGUGUCACUCUUCUAUCUCUACCUCUGAUGUUUGUUUGAUUUGUGUUAAAACAGAUUUUAUUGCUUUGCAGUUCAGGAACUUUUACAUGCUUCAGUAAAUUAUUUGUACAGAAAACCUCAACUUUUAAGUGCCUUAUUAAAUUAAAUCUAACAAACAUUUAUGUUCAUAACUUGGGUCAGUGCAUAUAUGAAUUCAGCAUUUGUGUAUGCCAAAGCUCAUCAAAGGUUCAUUUCAAUUUUACUUUCAUUUUCUAAUCCACCUCUUUAAAUUAUUAUUAGAAAUGUGACAAUGCACGGUGUUGUUCCUGUACAAUUUGGUCAACUGACAUUUUUGUUCUUAGUAACAUUUAUUUAUUGAUUGUCGGCCGGAUGAUCUGUUCAUUUAACUGUAAACUACUAAGUAAAUACUAGUAAGUAUAGAUUAAACAA
This is a messenger RNA of Triplophysa dalaica, 4014 nucleotides long. RefSeq names its product arginine vasopressin receptor 2a, duplicate b (gene avpr2ab). NCBI's taxonomy places the organism in Eukaryota, Metazoa, Chordata, Actinopteri, Cypriniformes, Nemacheilidae. The transcript has 6 exons. The record is from RefSeq and is a predicted model, not a curated record. Gene Ontology annotation, biological process: G protein-coupled receptor signaling pathway; regulation of systemic arterial blood pressure by vasopressin; positive regulation of vasoconstriction. Gene Ontology annotation, cellular component: membrane. The coding region runs from base 321 to 1994 and encodes 557 amino acids. Gene Ontology annotation, molecular function: vasopressin receptor activity; peptide binding.